AUGCCUUGCUUGAUCUGCUCCGCCUUUUCUGACAUACAACAUAUUACCUGCACUUUGGAAAUCAAUACCAAGGCGCAAAAAGCGCAAGCAAAUACAGAAGCAGGAGUCCAAUUAGGAGGGGACUACAAGCACGCAUACAUCACAACCAAAGACCAAUUUAGAUACAAGACAAAGCAGAAAUGCCAGAUAAAGAAAAGAAACAGACGGUGCCAUAGAUGGGCAGAGGACGUCGAAAUCUAA
Molecule: messenger RNA, 240 nt
Organism: Prunus armeniaca (apricot)
Lineage: Eukaryota; Viridiplantae; Streptophyta; Magnoliopsida; Rosales; Rosaceae
Source: the annotation of a GenBank genome assembly